AUGGUAUCACUCGAUGGCCCAGUUCGGCGCCAAAGCCGCGCCAUGGUUGCUUUGGUCGUGUACAUUUCUCUGUUUCUCGAUAACAUGCUGUUAACGGUGAUUGUUCCCAUUCUGCCGGACUAUCUCGUGCAGUUCCAUGCCAACGUACCGGAAAGCGUUCUCUACAAGAACUUUAGCCUCCAUUACGUGCCAUCGCUGAUUGGGGCCGGUAGUGGAGCGGCCAUUGAUCAACCGUUACAGUCCGAUAUCGGACGGUCUCCAGCGAUCGAGGAAGAGAACGGUUCCAUCGGUAUCCUGCUCGGGGUGAAGGCUUUGGUGCAGCUGGUCGCAAACCCGAUCGUUGGCAGUGGCACCGGGCGGUACGGGUUCUGUCUUCCGAUCGCUUUCGGAACGGUUAACCUGUUGGUGGCUUCGUUGAUUUUUGGUUUCGGUACGUCCUACGGAUCCCUGUUUGUGGCACGAGCCAUCCACGGGGUCGGAUCGGCCUGCAUCGGGGUCUGCGGGAUGAGUCUUGUCGCCCAGCUGUACCCCGAACCGGAUCGGCGGUCCCGUGUGAUGGGCACCAUCUUGGGUGCGAUGGCCGUUGGUGUGCUCGUCGGGUAUCCGUUCGGUGGAAUUGCGUACGAGGUGGCGGGUAAAGCGGCACCAUUCCACGUGCUCGCCCUGCUCUGUUUGGGCAAUCUGGCGCUGCAGUACUGGCAGCUGGAAUUUGGUGUGAUACGAGUGAUGAAUCCCGCACCGCGCGACACAUCGACGACGGGUACGGAGGAACGGUGGCUCACUUGGUGGCCCCUGCUGACCGAUCGGCUUGUGCUCGUCAUCGUGGGAGCGAUCUGGAUUUCGACCUCGGCCAUGGCUGCGCUGGAACCGUGUCUACCGAUCUGGAUGAUAUCGCAUCUGCAUCCGAAAAAAUGGCAACUAGGCACGGUGUUUAUACCCGAUUCCAUCGGAUACUGGGUCGGGACGAACUGCUUCGGUACCGUCGCUUAUCGCUACGGGCAGGUACGGGUUGCAAUCGCCGCCCUAGUGCUCGUUGGCAUCUCCUGUGUGCUGCUGCCAUCGGCUAGCAACGUGGCCGGUCUGUUGUUUCCACAUUUAGGACUUGGGCUGGGCAUUGGAGUAGUGGAUGCCGCAUUGGUGCCCCUGCUGGCCACGUUAGUCGACAAUCAGCUAGCAGCGCGGAUGGAGUACGAUCUCGAGCUAAGCCCCGACGAGGAGAGCGGUCGCCAUGGAUACGGUGCCGUGUAUGCCAUACAGCAGAUAGCGGUCAGUGUAGCGUACUCGCUGGCUCCCAUCAUUGGCGGCGAGUUGGUUCCGGUCAUUGGCUUCCCAUUCGUCCUACGUGCCCUUGGUAUACUGAAUCUGCUCUACGUACCGCUGUUGGUGUGCUCUGGAUUUCGACGGUCGUUAAUCAACUCGUUGCUUACUACGACGACGAAGCAAACCGAUCUGCCCCUUGCCAAUAGUGAACCAUCUUCCUACCGGCGGUUCUACAAUACCGUGGAAUAAGUGUGCCAGGGUCGUGGGUUUUUGGACAGGCUCAAACUCAAUCGAGUGAAUAAUCACAUUAUCCUUAUCUGUUAAAAACCAGACGCCAUCCAUGUCCUUUUUCCCCGUUACCACUACCAAGCAUAGACCAUUCAUCUCAGACACAUAAGGGACCAAGAGGGGGCGCGAUAAACCACCAGAAAUUCGCUUUUGGGUUUUAUAAAAUAAACACAACUACCAGGGACUAUGCGGACUUUUGUAGCACAUAUAUUAUAGGUACUGCGCCACCACACUUAUUUAAUCACUUGCGUGCGAGUGUUUUUUUCGAUUAGAGAGACACUAAUAAGAG
Messenger RNA from Anopheles aquasalis, 1837 nucleotides. It is a transcript of the gene prt, whose product is annotated as putative mushroom body vesicular transporter portabella. Gene Ontology annotation, molecular function: serotonin:sodium:chloride symporter activity. Lineage: Eukaryota; Metazoa; Arthropoda; Insecta; Diptera; Culicidae. The record is from RefSeq and is a predicted model, not a curated record. Gene Ontology annotation, cellular component: synaptic vesicle membrane; terminal bouton. Gene Ontology annotation, biological process: transmembrane transport; aminergic neurotransmitter loading into synaptic vesicle.